Cadophora gregata is the source of this 1488-nucleotide messenger RNA. RefSeq lists its product as uncharacterized. The record is from RefSeq and is a predicted model, not a curated record. NCBI's taxonomy places the organism in Eukaryota, Fungi, Ascomycota, Leotiomycetes, Helotiales, Ploettnerulaceae. Bases 88 to 1392 code for a protein of 434 amino acids. The transcript has 3 exons.
AAUCAUCCCAAUUUCCGAGUGCUCGGUCGCUGACCCGACAAGCUGAAUCCCAGUGUUUUCUUCUCUUUUUGUACAUGGGGUACGUUAAUGCACCAAUAUGACGGACAAUGGGGCUUCCACUGGUCUCUUUUGAGGAUGGUUCCCGCCUCCUCCAUUCUGUCAUUGGCAUCUUCUUCUUUCAGUCAAGUUCAAGCUCUUCCCCUUCUGUCAUCUUUUUUGGGUUCGUUUAGGAGGUGUUUUUCAUGUUGCAUUCUGGUGUGUACGAUAAUUGAAAGGGUUGGGAAGAUGUUACCACGUUCGCUCCUUUAUAUGAUUUUGGCGUACUCCGCCCCUUGCAUGGGACUUGCCACACCCACAAACACGGCUUCAGAAUUUCAGAAAAUACAAGUUGGGUCUCCAUUCACUAUAACUUGGUCGGGUGCGACAGGAGAUGUUACAAUUGCUUUGAUGCUUGCCUCUGGCGCCACAGUCGUUACCAUCGGAAGCGCAUUAACAGGAACUUCAUAUGUUUGGACACCCCCAGCAUUAUCAACGACAGACACAUACACUCUACAAUUCGUGGAUGCGACGCUUGUGACGAGCAGGUCGGCAGACUUCAAUUUUAGUGAGGAUUCGGUGGCAGCAGCUCGGGAUGCUUCAAGUUCACAGUUACCGAGCACAACCCUCUCAGCUUCUGUUACCAAUACUCGAUCCCAAACUACGAGCACGACUUCAAUGCCAAAUUUGACGAUGAGCUCGACUCCAACUUUCACUUCAGAGUCCCAAACACCCACAUCAACAAAUACACCUCCUUCAACUUCCGCAAUCACGACAUCGCCAAGUGAAAAAGGACUCUCAACAGGUGCAAAAGCAGGGAUCAGCGUUGGCAUCAUCAUUGGAGUUCUUCUCCUUAUUUGUCUUGUGAUAUUGGCUUUUUGGAUUGGACGACGCUCAGCCCGAAAAGAUGCAAUGAAUAAUGACCGAGGUGUGAACGACAUGGAGGUUGGCGGUGCUGGCCGGGGAUGGCCUGGGUGGGAAAAGUCAACGCACGAUCCGGGAAGCACGGGGAGCAGGCAUAACUUGCUAAAGAGGAAUGGCGAAGGAAGAAGCUCGACAAUGGGGACAAUGAUGACAGACGGAAGAAGCUCGAGGAUGGACGCGGCGACAUUCACCGAUGGAAGGAGCUCGCGGCUGACGAUGACUGAUGGUCGAGACUCCCGAAUGGACACGAUGUCAAGUAUGCCAUUGUCUCCCUUAGCUAUGUCACCAGUAGAUGGAAGACAGUCACGAGUCAGUGUGCUUUCGGACGGGCGGACUUCAAGAAUUGGCCGAUUUGAGUUUGAAGACUCGACGGAUGCGAGAGGUUUCAGUGGAGGGAUUCGGAUUGUUGAGAUGGAAGAACUCAAGAUAUGAUGCCCGCUGCAUGAUUACGAUGAUGAUUAACGAUUAGAAUUUCCUUAAUCCAAUGAAGAACAUUGUACAAAGCCCAUGAAAGAAGGCAUUAAGAAG